This is a messenger RNA of Rhipicephalus sanguineus (brown dog tick), 3376 nucleotides long. RefSeq names its product lysine-specific histone demethylase 1A. Gene Ontology annotation, molecular function: protein binding; oxidoreductase activity; flavin adenine dinucleotide binding. Gene Ontology annotation, cellular component: nucleus. Bases 363 to 2759 code for a protein of 798 amino acids. Gene Ontology annotation, biological process: regulation of DNA-templated transcription. Lineage: Eukaryota; Metazoa; Arthropoda; Arachnida; Ixodida; Ixodidae. The record is from RefSeq and is a predicted model, not a curated record. The transcript has a single exon.
UACGCAACACUGGAACAACCGAAACAACAGUCGUUAGCCCGGAUGAAUGUAUCGAAGAUCGCGCCGACUUCUCGACAAAAAGUGAGGAAAAAAAUAAGAAAGCAAACAGCCGUACUUGCCAUGUUUUGUCAUUAGACUCGGUCCCGCCUCGAGCUUCGAAAAUAACGCCAGCAACAUCUGGUGCACGGAAAUGCCGGGAGUGCAUGCGACGCCGAUGCCGACGUAACGUUGCACCUGUAGCUCCUGUAGCUACUACGGUAAUCACAUUCACCACAUUCCUCCGUCGCCUUUGAAUGAACAAUCGUGCUACGAGGGGCGUCUCGCUAUAACUGAAGUUCAUUUUUACUGAAGACUUUCGGGAGAUGAGUUCCUCGGACGACAGAAAACGGCCUAGCCCGCAGGAGGUGUUUUCCGCCGAUCAGGAAGCUGGGAGCGAGCUCAGAGACGACGACCCUACGGGUAGACGCACGACGCGGAGGCGAAGGGCCCGCCUCGACCCGAAGGAGAUGGGCGACAGGCAAGCUGCCGGUGGAACAGCUGGACCUCCCGGCGAUGACGGCGCCAGCUACGCUUCCGACGAGGAGAGUGGCAACGGUCAGCACGCAAAGCAGGCGCGCUUGGGCAGCGCUGCCGACCGUCGCGGCGAGCGCCCAGCGGCGGCGGCAACUUCCGAAGGCGGCGGCCAAGACUGCCCAGACGUGGACAGCGAGAUGGAGGACCCUACAGGGCUGGAAGGGGCCGCCUUCCAGAGCCGUCUCCCUUUCGACAAGAUGACGGCUCAGGAAGCGGCCUGCUUCCCAGACGUGGCGCAGGGCCCCCAGCAAACGCAGAAGGUGUUCCUGCACAUCCGCAACCGGCUUCUGCAGCUGUGGCUGCAGAACCCCAAGAUGCAGCUGAUAUUCGAGAACGCGCUUCCGCAAAUCGAACCACCGUACAACAGCGACGCGCCUUUCGUGAUGCGCGUGCACGCCUACCUCGAGCGCCAGGGGCUCAUCAACUUCGGCGUGUACGAACGCAUUCGUGGGCCGCCGGCCAAGAAGCACGGAAAGGUCAUUGUCGUAGGAGCCGGCAUCUCGGGCCUGGCUGCGGCGCAGCAGCUCCAGCAGUUCGGUAUGGAGGUGAUCGUUCUCGAGGCCCGAGACCGCGUCGGAGGUCGCGUGGCUACUUUCCGCAAGGGCAACUACAUUGCCGACCUGGGUGCCAUGGUGGUCACGGGACUGGGCGGCAAUCCCGUGGCCGUGCUGAGCCGGCAGAUCAAGAUGGAGCUGCAUCGGAUCCGUCAGAAGUGUCCGCUCUACGAGUCCAACGGCACCACAGUGCCGAAAGACAAAGAUGAGAUGGUAGAGCGCGAGUUUAAUCGGCUUCUUGAGGCAACAUCUUACCUGUCGCAUCAGCUUGAUUUCAACUAUGUGCAAGGCAAGCCAGUGUCCCUAGGUCAGGCAUUGGAAUGGGUCAUAAAGCUUCAAGAAAAGCACGUAAAAGAGAAACAGAUCGAGCAUUGGAAGCUUAUACUGGAGAUGCAAGAAAAGCUCAAGACUAACCAGCAGCGCAUGCUGCAGUUGCGAGACCACAUUGAGGCCCUGCAUCAGCAGCACAAGGAGCUUGCUUCAUCCAAGGCACAGCGUGAUGUCACGCAGGAGUUUGUUCUGCGAAGCAAGCAGCACGAACUAACUUGUGCCUGCCGGGAUUGGGACCAGCUUGUGGAGCAGCAGAAAGAGAUAGAGGACAAGUUGCAAGAGAUGGAGGCAUCUCCUCCGAGCGACGUCUACCUCUCGUCCCGUGAUCGACAGGUCCUUGACUGGCAUUUUGCCAACCUGGAGUUUGCCAAUGCCACUCCAUUGAACAACCUGUCACUCAAGCACUGGGAUCAAGACGACGAUUUCGAAUUUACUGGUGCACAUUUGACCGUACGUAAUGGUUACUCAUGCGUUCCUGUUGCCCUUGCAGAAGGGCUUGAAAUUCGACUCAAUACCGCUGUCAAACAGAUCCGCCAUGGCAGCACAGGGGUCGAAGUGCUAGCCGCUAACACACGUAGCAGCGGUGGUCUCAUAAGCUUCAAAGCAGACGCUGUCCUUAGCACACUCCCACUCGGUGUCAUGAAACAAGCAGUGCAGGGCAACCCCAAUGUACCAAACACCGUGCAAUUCAUCCCACCUCUUCCAGAGUGGAAAGUUAGCUCCAUUCAACGGCUCGGUUUUGGCAACCUCAAUAAGGUGGUGCUUUGCUUUGACCGUAUCUUCUGGGAUCCCAAUGCCAACCUUUUCGGACACGUUGGUAGCACAACAGCCAGCAGAGGCGAACUAUUCCUUUUCUGGAACCUUUACCGAGCACCUGUGCUUCUGGCAUUGGUGGCCGGUGAGGCAGCGGCCAUCAUGGAGAAUGUCAGUGACGACGUCAUUGUAGGGCGCUGCCUGGCUGUGCUGAAGGGUAUUUUUGGCAGUGUACCGCAACCGAAGGAAACUGUUGUGACUCGCUGGAGGGCUGACCCGUGGUCAAGAGGCUCUUACUCCUAUGUGGCCACGGGUGCCUCUGGAAGUGACUACGACAUCCUGGCAACUCCUGUGACGCCACCCUCGGUGGUUCCGGGCUCCUCACAGCCACAAUCACUGCCCCGGUUAUUCUUUGCUGGUGAACACACAAUUCGCAAUUAUCCAGCCACUGUGCACGGUGCAUUACUAAGUGGGCUGAGAGAGGCUGGUCGUAUUGCAGAUCAAUUUCUUGGCUGUCCGUAUGCUCCUCCAAGGCAACCUCAGUCAUAAGCAUUGUGCAGCAUUGAUCACGACAUCAUAGCUUCCGCAAUAGUGUUUGUAAAUGGUAGUAUGCAUUGAUGGCUUCCCGGUGCAUUCCUUUGUAGAUCUGUGUAACGUGCGUUAUUAUGUAUAUGAACAGAUUUUUCGUGAAGCACUAUUGCAUAUUCGUGUGUAAUACCUCAGAGCUAAUAAGCGGUGGGGCAAGUUAGUUUUGAAGUAGCACGAUCUGCAAUCAUAAUAUAAGCAACACAAUAUAUUUAAAAUGGGCUUAUGCAAUUGUGUAGUGAGGCUGUACCUCUUUCUUUGUUUUUAUUUUCGUUUGCUAGUGUUCUUGAUGAUUAACCUUUGGGUUGGCAUCAUACACCGACACAUUUUUCAGCAACACACUGCAGCAGGUUGUGACUUGUCAACAGCUUGAGCAGCCCUCUUUUCAUUACUUCAUCUAUGCCCACGAAACGCGCUUCGUUAAAAUGUGUGUACGUCCUUGGGAAGUGUGUAAAUGUCAGGUAGGGUCACAUUUGUGUUGAACUGUGGUACCAACGAAAUACUGUAUGCAUUGUUGGACAAAUCCAAAUGCUUUUUUUGCUGAAACUUUGCCCCUUUCUUGCUUGCUCACCCUUUAAGGG